AUGACGCUGAGUAGGAUCUCCCUCACGCUGAUCAGCAUUGCGUAUGGGCUGGUGGUCUUGAUCGGCGUGACCGUCAACACGCUGCGCAGGGGUCGUGCUCAUGAUCGCUCUUUCAGCAUCAGACGCGUUGUUGGGCAGAUGGACGACUGGCAACGACUGCAAUUGGGCAUAUCGACACUGGACAUCGUCCUGCUUCUGGCUGUCUCUCCGCUGUUCUUCAUCCAUGCGCAUCGGUAUCUAGCAGAACGGGAGGCAAUCUGGGACAUAGCCUUCGGAUCUCCGCUGCAGACGUUUGCGAUGACGAUAGCCUUACUGGUCCGACCGGCGACGUUCGCCGCCCUUGCUACGAGACUCCAUAUCAAGGGGCGAUCUCGCGAGGCCUUCCGAGUCGCAUGUGCAGCGAUAAUAGGGGUCUUCGUGCUCAAGAUAGGCGUGGUCACUGCGCUGAGCUGCUGGUUUCUUCGUCAUGACUCGGCUACCUGUGCGGCGGUCUCCGCCGUCAGAUACAUCGUCAUCGCGACGCAGAUCGCUUUCGCCCUCCUUGCGACCACGGCCCUCGUUCUCUAUACAAAGACAUCCAGGUCGGCUACCAGCGUUCACCCUCCGUACCAUCGCAGUCGCCCAUCCACCGUAUCAGCUCGCGCACCGAGCCUGUCGCUCCUCAUUCACACCCAGCCGGACCCUUGGACUCGUCACAUAAAUCUCGACCUCCGCGCACAACCGGAUUUCGGUCCGACCCCUCACCCCGUUCAACAGCGGAAUCAUACGACACCACUCGAUUACGCUUCUCAGAUAAUGCAAGGCAUGGUCGGCGACACGAGGGGUUCGGGCAGAACGACCGACGCAGCGACGACGACCCUAGGCUACGGCUCGGCCGUGGCUAGCUCCACCAACCCGUACCAAGUUGGGUCGACGUACUCGCUCACCUCUGGCCAAGCCUUGGGGGGCUAUCCUCCUUCCAACCGGAUCGACCACGAUACAUCGAGUGGAGGACAGAUAUCCGAACUUCGAGAUUCGACGAGCAAGUCCUCGGCUCCUGCUACGACCGUGUCGACGAGAACCCCCUCUCCUGGGUGGUUCGAUGUUACGAACCGCUCGCAAUCAGACCUGGGUCGGUCCGCUACGGAGGACCGGCUGAUCCGACCCUCGCCAAUUCAGCAUGAUCCUUCGCCCCGUGACAGAGCAACGCAUUGGAUUCGGUUCGUCACUUGCCUCGUAUCGAUCUGGUGCCCGGUUGCGCUCUGUACGCGAGCUCUGCUGGUCACUCCGGAGAACGGGCAGGCGUUCAGCCUGUUGGCCUCUUUCGUCGUUCCCUCGUCGGUGCUGCUGCUGCAGGAACUCGCGUUGGGCUGCCUCAAGCUGACGCGACGUGCUCAAAGGCGAAGUGCGGACUCCACACCAGCGAUCGAAUCACAGAACGAUCGUGAGAACGACGCAAGCUCCAUACGCCUGUCAACCGCGUCGUCGGCCGUCGUCAUCCACACCACUCCUGACAGCCCAUCCUCCAUCCACAGCCAUCGACCUCCCUUUCGCUCGCGAUCCUGCCCACUUCCUUCCGACUUCAACGGUUACAGAGACUCGUUCCUCGACGACGCAGGAAGAGGAGGCUUGCUGGCGAAACAGCGCUCGAGUCUGUCCUCGGCAAAAAGCGUGCCGUAUCUGCGGCAGCACUGGGCGGCGGGCAAGGUGAACGGCGAUCGUGUCGUCGCUCCUCGCAGCAGCUUUGUGCGCGGGCUCAAUCUCGUUUUGAAUCCGAGACCCAAGUUGGAGGUUCUGCCGAGUUACCAUACCAUGCAGAUGCGAGAGGAGGAUGAGGGGCGCCGCGGGUCGCAUCUUCCUCCCGCUGUGGCGUCCGCAGUCGUUCGAGGACUGCUUGAGGUACCGCGACAGGGUUGUUUGACGGCAGACAGCGAGCGGACGUGCUUCAUGCAGGAUCGAUCGGAGGACAGAGGGCACUCUUCCGCGUCCAUGGCGAGUCUGCAUAUGCCAGAGAACGAACCUACCAGUGUGGACCUGUCCUACCAGCAUUCGGAUCGCUCGAGGCAACCAGUGGCCGAACUUUCUACCGACAUCCCUCACAUGAACGACAGCCCAGGAAGCGCGAGACACGACCCCGACCUGUCCCCCAUCAACGAGAACAUCGGCCUACAAUCGCCAACGAAGCGUCAGCCUAUCCCGACCGCUGCAUUUCACAGCACCCCCAUUGGAGCAGGCUCGACAGCAUCGCCGAGCUUUUCCCACCAAGACUCGCACGAGACCAGCCAUGGCGCAUCGAGACUGUUUUCCGAGAUCAUGGAGAUGGUGCGUUGGGAUGGCAGAGCCGCCAGUCAUCGUAGCGGUUUUGUGCCAGGUCUCAGGCGUACGCCGCCGCGAGGAUAUGCUUCUAUUGAUGGCGGGCGGGACACCAGCAUGUCCCGUUCGGGGGAUGAGGGCGAGACGAUCAUCAUUCAUUCCAUCGAAUCGAGUGGGGAGUAUCCAGCGGCUGGCUCGCGCAAUUCUGGCUUGCACGGCAUAGCGCAAACGUCGGUGGCCUCGUCGAACCAUGUGACCGCUGAUCCUCUCGAUCAGAAACAAAGGGUGGAAGUGGGCUGUUCAAGCCAGGACCACGGCUCCCAAAGCUGUCACGCGCAGCUAGGGCAUGCUCGCUCAGGAUCCGCCUCGAGUAUGCUCUCCUUUUCAAGCAUCUCGUCUCGCUUUCGCGCCCUCGGUCGGGCAACCUCUCUAGGCGCUAGCACUCCCUCCGCAUCUCCCAAGGCAGACAAUUCCCCUCGCGUCAGAAGAUUGCGUAGCAGAACCUUCGCCUCGGCCUUCGGCAUCGAAUUGAACCUGCUUCGUCGAAACGGCUCUCGGACGUCGAAAGUGGACAGCUCACCUUCGACCAGCUCGGGAGGCUGUGCUUCCUCUCUGAUGGACCUGAGCUUUUCGCCUUCUCCCGCGCAAUCUCGUCAAGCUGCGGGUCGUCAAGGUGAUCUGCAGGGCACACCGUCGCCAGCGGCGAUCUUGGACUACAGCGCUGAGAGGGGCGACAAAGGGCGGCACAGAAGGGAGCUGUCACGCGCCGAUUCGAUCUUGGACCUGCUCGACGCCGAACACAGCGACAAGAUCGAGGAGAUGCUGGAGACUGUCGAUGUCGCACCGGAUGCACUUCACAUGGACGAGCGCAGCGAUGCAGCAGGCAGGCUGAUGGAAGAGGCGAACCCCGAUCAGCACCGUCAUCGAUCAGAGCUACUCGAACGACGGGCGGAAGAGAGCGAUCUGUGCGAUGUCGAUCUGGGCGACGUCACCGUCAACGAUGUCUGGCAUCAAUUUUCCGAGCCGGACUGCAAGCUCGACGAUGGUUCGCUGUCGACUUCAAGUAUCCGACACGAGGCCAGCGAUCCGGCGGAGGACGACAUGUUCGAUUUGAUGGGUUGCGAUCCAAGGAGAAUGGUUGCGCGAGCGCCCUUUCUGGACACGGUGGAGGAAGAGUCGGAAGAAGGCUUCCACCGUGACGACAAGAAUGGCAGUCAGCAGUGCCAGUUGUCUAUAACGCCGGCGCUGGAUGAGUCCGCAGGAGAAGCAUCUGCCCAAACAGAAGUCAACGGCGAUGUCUUUCACGAGCUAUCCUCGUGCUCCAACUCGACCAGCGGCAGUAAGAGCUUGUCGACUGCACAGAUCAAGUCUCAGACGCCAGUGCAUUCGGGCCAGCAAGCUGGACAAAGUCGGACCACCGAAUUGCUGAUGGAGUACGAGGCCAUGUUCCCGCACAAGACACUGUCGCAGAUCGAGGAAGUGACGGAGGCGAUCAGCACCUUACGGACGUCCGGAACGCGGACGAGCAGUGCAGCAAGCAACAGCAAGAUGGGUCUCGAAGAGGCUGGAAGUGCAACGGUCUCGAAGUCGAUCCAUCUGGGGUUGCCGCUUUCUCUCAGCUGUCGGCAGGGGGCGCAUGUCGGAGACGAGCUUCUGGACGAGUCGACAAUGUCGGCAGGCACAGUUGAACUCGACGACCAGAGUCCAAAGCAGCAGUCGGAAGGUAGGCAGCUACCGUUUGUCACGCCUCGAAGUCGGACGAGGUGUCGAGCUGCAGCUGGACGCAGAGCAGACCAUCCCGACGAGACAGCAGAUCAAGACGGCCGAGCCCUUCCAAGAGAGCCAGCGGACUGCAUGCCAUCGCCUGGCUCGACGGGCGUGCGACUGAGUCAGCUAGGCAUGGAUCGCGGUAUCUGGAUGCAGUCGCCGCUUCGACUUCCGCUCGACGACUCUACAGCCAGUGCAGCUGGCCAAGAUGCGGGAAAGGAGGAUAGCUUCCAGAUGGUCGAGGCCUCGCCUAGAGACGGAGGUGGACGAGGUGCCAGGCUGAGGAGGAGUCUGACGCUGACGAAGGGCAAGAUGAGCUUGGACUCCAAAGCUUCGAUGAGGAAGCUGGUGCGUCUCGAACAUCGCGACUCGCCCAAGCGCGAAUACAGGAAUCGGCUGGCAAAGGGGUCGCCCAGCAAGCCGUUCACUAGUGGCUUGGCACCCAGCAGCCCAGCUCGCAGUACCGUCAAUCCAGUCGAAAAGAGACUGUCGCACAAGCCCGUUAAGAAGCGGCGCAAGAGCCGAUUGAAAGGCGUAGCCGUGAUGGUGGGACGACAUCAAUUCACGGUGGUGGACGAGGACGAUUCGCUCGUCCAACGCUUCGGUGCUGCUCAGAUCAACACUUCCUAG
Messenger RNA from Kalmanozyma brasiliensis GHG001, 4689 nucleotides. RefSeq lists its product as uncharacterized. The record is from RefSeq and is a predicted model, not a curated record. The transcript has a single exon. The coding region runs from base 1 to 4689 and encodes 1562 amino acids. NCBI's taxonomy places the organism in Eukaryota, Fungi, Basidiomycota, Ustilaginomycetes, Ustilaginales.